GCCGAGAGAUGAUGGAAUGUUCAUCUGUAUAUUUUGUGUUCGUUCCUGUACUCAAACAGACCGACCCUGAAAACAACGAUUACAGAAUUGAAAGUGGUGCAACGAGAAACUUUCAGGUGUUAGAGAACCCAAAAAGGGGCCUAAAAGAUGGAGAUGGAACUUCUAGAGAACCUGCAGGAGCAGAAGGAGCUGAAUCAGCGACAGGCUCGGGUGGAUUUGAGUCCAUGCUGCAGCAGUCCAGUGAGCUGGAGAAGAGACGGAAGGAACAGGAGCAGGAGGAGGAUGAGAGAGAACUUCAAGAAAUGCUGGAGAUGGCGCGGACGAAAAGGCUGAAGGAUUCGGAGUCAGAUUCAAACUCGGACUCUGAUCAGGAGCAAGAAAACAUGAAAAAGAUGCUUAAAACUCUUAAAAGGCUUGUGCUUAUGAGAAAUCCACAGACAUCCUGACUGCAGGCACAGAAACAUAUACAAAGAUGCAAAACCUGCAGAAGGAACCGCCACCGCGCUCAGCCUGCUACAAGAAUAUGAAAGCAGCGACUCCGACUAGUCCUGUCAUG
Silurus meridionalis is the source of this 556-nucleotide messenger RNA. RefSeq names its product splicing factor YJU2-like. The record is from RefSeq and is a predicted model, not a curated record. NCBI's taxonomy places the organism in Eukaryota, Metazoa, Chordata, Actinopteri, Siluriformes, Siluridae. The transcript has 4 exons. Bases 9 to 446 code for a protein of 145 amino acids.